AUGAUAAAGUCUGGGGAAGUGGGAGGAACAACGUGCCGUAACAGCUGCGAAGCCUUCUCGUAUGCGUCACCGAUGCGGCUGCGGCUGGCUCCCUAUCGCCCCCCUGUUAUCCCCAGCGGCUGCUGGGAGGCACCACUCGACCAUCGAAUGUCAGAUCAGCGCGUCAUCCCGUCCGUGCCGCCAGCCAUCGACAAACGCCAACGUGUAUCGCUUCGCAUCGCCUCAACCAACCACAGCUUUUCUCGUCCAUUGAUAGAGAGCAUAUCACGGCUGCCUGCCUUGGGCGGACGACGCGACGGAUGGAUGCAUCGUCAUUCCAUCUGA
Molecule: messenger RNA, 324 nt
Organism: Purpureocillium takamizusanense
Lineage: Eukaryota; Fungi; Ascomycota; Sordariomycetes; Hypocreales; Ophiocordycipitaceae
Exons: 1
Coding region: 1-324 (107 amino acids)
Source: RefSeq, a predicted model, not a curated record